Molecule: messenger RNA, 399 nt
Organism: Pediculus humanus corporis (human body louse)
Lineage: Eukaryota; Metazoa; Arthropoda; Insecta; Psocodea; Pediculidae
Product: Nonhistone chromosomal protein, putative
Exons: 2
Coding region: 1-399 (132 amino acids)
Source: RefSeq, a predicted model, not a curated record
AUGGACGUGUGGAUUUUAUCGAGGGAUCUAAAUUAUGCGCGGCAAAGUGGAAACACUUGCCGGAAAAUGAAAAGGAAAAAUAUAGGAAAAUGUCCGAGGAGGAUGCCAUUAGAACUUAAAAUGACUAAAAGGAAAAAAGAUCCCGGUGCUCCCCUAAGACCUUUAUCCGCUUACAUGUGGUUUUGUAAAAGGAAUUGGAAAAAAGUUGCUAAAGCGAAUCCCGGAAAAGGUACAUCUAAAGUCGUACAACUUUUGGCGCGAAUGUGGACAAGUUCAACCGAGGAUAAAAAGAAAAUUUACGAAGAAUAUGCCGAAUGCGAUAAAAAAUUUUACGAUAUCGAAAAAGAAAAAUAUUUGAAACAAAAAAAAGCAAUUAAAUUAAAAGGAGGACAUAUUUGA